AUGAAGCUCCUCUACCCGACCUCGCUCAAGCUCGACGUGCAGAGCCUCGAGGGGUUCUCGGUGGAUCUGCAGCCGUAUGACGUGAAAGCGGCGGAGAUCCCGGCGGCGCACACGGACGCGGAGGUAUUAGUGACGUGGACGAACAGCGCGGCGAACCUGCGGGACGCGGCGACACGGCUAACGCGGCUGCGAUGGGUGCAGUCGCUGGCCGCGGGGCCCAACGACGUGCUGGCGGCCGGGUUCGCGCCGACGGUGGCGGUGACGACGGGAUCGGGCUUGCACGACCGCACCGUCGCCGAGCACGCCCUCGCGCUGCUGCUGGCCGCGGCGCGCCGCCUCGACGAAAUGCGGCUCUGGCAGGCCCGCCGCGCGUGGCCGGGCCACCUCGGUGGGGCGCAGCCCGACCGGCCGGCCGGGCGCUUCACCACGCUGCGCGACGCGCGCGUGCUCGUCUGGGGCUACGGCAACAUCGCGCGGACGCUGGCGCCGCACCUGACGGCGCUCGGGGCGCGCGUCACGGGCGUGGCGCGGACGCCGGGCGUGCGCGACGGCGUCGAGGUGCACGGCGAGGCGGCGCUGGCCGAGCUGCUGUCGCAGACGGACGCGCUGGUCAUGAUCCUGCCGGGGUCGGAGGCGACGCGCGACGCGCUGAACCGCGAGCGGCUGGCGCUGCUGCCGCGCCACGCGUGGGUGGUGAACGUCGGGCGCGGGACGAGCAUCGACGAGGACGCGCUGGCCGACGCGCUUGAGAAGGGCGACCUCGCCGGCGCCGCCCUCGACGUCUUCAAGACCGAGCCCCUGCCGGCCGAGUCCCGCCUCUGGGACGCGCCCAACCUCAUCCUCAGCCCCCACGCCGCCGGCGGCCGCCCCCAGGACGCCGAGGCCCUCAUCGCCGACAACCUCCGCCGCUUCAUCGCCGGCCAGCCGCUGCGGAACGUCGUCGACGUAUGA
Durotheca rogersii is the source of this 951-nucleotide messenger RNA. Its product is annotated as D-isomer specific 2-hydroxyacid dehydrogenase. The record is from RefSeq and is a predicted model, not a curated record. The coding region runs from base 1 to 951 and encodes 316 amino acids. Lineage: Eukaryota; Fungi; Ascomycota; Sordariomycetes; Xylariales; Xylariaceae. Gene Ontology annotation, molecular function: NAD binding. The transcript has a single exon.